Trichomycterus rosablanca is the source of this 1675-nucleotide messenger RNA. RefSeq names its product nuclear speckle splicing regulatory protein 1 (gene nsrp1). The transcript has 7 exons. Gene Ontology annotation, biological process: regulation of alternative mRNA splicing, via spliceosome. The record is from RefSeq and is a predicted model, not a curated record. NCBI's taxonomy places the organism in Eukaryota, Metazoa, Chordata, Actinopteri, Siluriformes, Trichomycteridae. The coding region runs from base 44 to 1342 and encodes 432 amino acids.
GCGAAUCUGCGGCUCUGUUUUUUCAGAUAAGUUUAAAAGCAAAAUGGCAGCCUCUGGCGGUAAACAGUAUGGACUUAUUUUACCCCAAAAGAGCAGUGCAAAAUCUGCCACUCUCCCACGACCUUCCAUAUUUGGAGAUGACUCGGAUGAUGAGAUGUCAGUUGGUAAAAGUUUGCAAAAGGAGGCAAUCAAGAAAAAGAUGAUGAAGCAGACCCGCCUGGAAAUGCAGAAGGCAUUGGAAGAGGACAGCAGUGUUUAUGAGUAUGACAGUGUGUAUGAUGACAUCCAAAAACAAAGACUUGAGACUAAUAAAAAACUGCUGGGAGGUAAAGAUAGGAAGCCCAAGUACAUAAACCAGCUGCUGCGAGCUGUAGAAGAGAGAAAGAAAGAACAAGAGCGUAGAGAUGACCGAAAGAUCCAGAAAGAAAGAGAGGCUGAGGGCGAGAAGUUUGCUGAUAAAGAAGCAUAUGUAACCUCAGCCUACCGACAGAAGCUUAAGGAGAGAGAGGAGGAAUUGGAGAAAGAAAGAAGAGCAGAAGCAAUAGAGGCUGCUCUGGAUGUGAAGAAGCAGAAGGACCUAAGUGGAUUUUACAGACAUUUUUUGAAUCAGACUGUGGGAGAGGAAGCUGUUCCUGAUCAUAGUGCUGACAGGCAAGAGAAAUCUGAGGAAAAAACUCCUGUUGAGAAUUCCCCACCACAAGUUAAUAACAGUGACGCAGAAUUCCACAGUGAUGAGGAUCAAAAGACUUUAAAAACAGAGUUCAGCAAGAGCAGUAAUAACAGUAGCCAUUCUAAACGACAAUACCGCCAGCGUUCUCCUUCCUCAGGCAGCGGAGAUGAGCGGGAAAAGAACAGGAAACAGGAGAAAGAAAAGAGGAGCCACAAAGAAGGAGACAGGAGGAGAGACAGAGAAGAUAAGCACAGCCAACACAAAGAAAACAGAGACCACACAAGAGAAAGGGACCGACAACAGGACAGAGAGGGAGAUCAAGAGAGACGGCGAGAAGGAAAGGAUAAAGAAAGAGAUCGAGAUAAGGACAGACAUGAGAGAAGAAACCGAGACAGCAGCCCAAGAGACAGAGAGCAGGAUAGACAUAAGGAAAGAGUUCCCCACAAAUCAGAUGAAAAAGAAAAAAGAAGGGAAUCAGACAUGGAGGAUAAGACCCAGGAUGAUAAAGAAAAAGCAAAGGAAAUGGGGACACAGGAGGCUGAGAUUAAUGCAGUUAGCAAAUUUGCAAAACGUAGUAAUGAACAGACUGCGAGUUCAGCCAGAGAUCGGUACCUGGCUCGACAAAUGGCUCGCUCUGCUGCUAAGUCUUAUAUUGAAAAAGAGGAUGAAUAACAGCUCUAUGCUAUUAGACAGUAACAAGUUAAAAAUGCUGAACAUUCACACACAAAAUGUAAAAAGUCAUUUAAGACCUGUUUAGUUGGGAUACUAUGACUGAUGAAAGUUUAAAGUAAAGCCUCCCCCCUUCCCUAAGUUUUCUGCAUAUGAGAGUAACACGGAUAUUGAAAUCUACUUAUUAUUUACUGAUUGAGCUUAGUCAGGGUCUCAAUGAGUUUGGUGCGACCAGAAAUUGUCUGGAAGGAAACUUCUAAUGGUGUACAGCAGCUUGGUGUAAGCAAUGUUGACAAAUGUAACUUCUGGUAAAACAAUAAAAUGCAAAAUAUUAAA